AAGGACUUCCGGAAAAUAGCUGACGUUUCGGAGUGUUGUGGAAUCGCCGAUCAUACAACAAUAUGAAUCGGAAUAUCAUAUCUUGUGUUUUCAAAAGAGAGGAUUAUACUUAUUCAAGAAAUAAGUUAGCGAGGGCUGACCUAGAUUUGGAAAUACAAGCAAGGCAUGAUGGCAAAGCUGAGCAAAUCUGCCCGGUUGAAACGAGCUGGGAGUGGGAAAACAACACAUAGCUUGUAGCCAGCAGUCUAUGGAGGCUAUGGGUAUGACGUGCAAUACUCGUGUUGGCUUUCACUGGCUGGUGUGGAAAUAUAUGACCCAAAAUUCGACCAGACAGUUCUGUGAACAGGAAUGGAUAUUCUCAAGUCAUUAAAUGGUGAUGGAAUUAUGAACGAUUGUGUUGUCAUUAUUCGUAAAUGAAGGAAUAUUAUCAGACUAUGAAACCGACUGAUUUGUUAAUAUUUGACAGUUACAAGAUUUAAAAAGACGCAAUGUCGUCAACGUGGAACAGUAACUCAGAGAACUCGCAUUCAGAAGCUCCGCCCUCAAAUGGUAAUAAUAACAAUGAUAAAGAUAUGGAAGAUUUACAAGAUGCGGAAGGUGUAUGGAGUCCUGAUAUAGAACAAAGUUUUCAAGAAGCAUUAGCCAUUUAUCCUCCAUGUGGGCGGAGAAAAAUUAUUCUUUCUGAUGAAGGAAAAAUGUAUGGUAGAAAUGAAUUAAUUGCCAGAUAUAUCAAAUUACGAACCGGUAAAACAAGAACAAGAAAACAAGUGUCCAGUCAUAUCCAAGUUUUAGCUCGCAGGAAAUCGAAAGAGAUCCAAGCGCAGCUUAAGGUACCGGAUGAUUCAACGCGAGACAAGGUGAUGCAACAAAUGGUUUCCAUGUCCUCUGCUCAGGUCGUUGCCACGGAUAUAGGCUUACGUUUGCCUCUCUCUAAUCUGCAGGACCAGGCAUGUCGUGACAAGGCGCUACAACAAAUGGCGUCAAUGUCAUCUGCACAGAUUGUUUCAGCUAGUGCCAUGCACAACAAAAAUCUCGCUUCCGGUCUUAGUGGGCUGUCUGGUAUGACCCCCGUUAGACCCGGGUAUCCGGGAGCUCCCCCGUUUUGGCAGCCGGGUUUAACAGCCCAAGGAGAUGUUAAACCAUUUGGUUCUCCUGGUUAUGGCCUAGAGUCUAAAUUACCUUCAGCAAUCCCAGGGGAGAUGACCCCAGCAUGGCAAGGUCGUUCAAUAGCUGGACCAAAAUUACGCCUCGGUGAAUUCUCUGCAUUUUUAGAACAACAGAGAGAUCCAGAUUCUUAUCAUAAACAUUUGUUUGUCCAUAUUCAGUCUAAUCCAACAUACAACGACCCUCUUCUAGAGUCUGUUGAUAUACGACAGAUUUAUGAUAAAUUUCCUGAAAAGAAAGGAGGUUUAAAGGAAUUAUAUGAUAAAGGUCCACAAACAGCAUUUUUCCUUGUCAAAUUCUGGGGGGAUAUCAAUACCAAUGUUCAAGAUGAAGCUGGUGCAUUUUAUGGAGUAACAAGCCAGUAUGAAAGUAGUGAGAAUAUGACAAUACAGGUUUCUACCAAGGUGUGUUCAUUUGGUAAACAGGUUGUAGAGAAAGUUGAGACUGAAUAUGCACGUUUUGAGAAUGGUCGGUUUAUGUAUCGUAUUCAUCGUUCUCCUAUGUGUGAAUAUAUGAUUAACUUUAUUCACAAAUUAAAACAUCUACCAGAAAAGUACAUGAUGAACAGUGUUCUUGAAAACUUUACAAUUCUACAGGUUAUUACAAAUAGAGACACACAGGAAACGCUGAUCUGUAUUGCCUUCGUGUUUGAAGUAUCAACUAGUGAACACGGAGCACAACAUCACACUUAUAAACUAGUGAAAGACUGAACACGCUUCACUAUAGACAAUUACAUAGACUCAUGGGAGACCACUCUUAACGCAUGUUUUGAAAAGGAAGAUGACUCUCAUCGAAUGUGCUUUUAAAGGGAAGUAACUCUAAUAUCCUUGUUCAUGAAGGAUAUAAGGAUAAAAUGUGCUAAAGAUAAAAAAACACCUUUACCAGCCACCUUUUUAUAUACAAAGCAAUAGAAGACUUUAUUAGAUGUGAACAAACAUUAAAUGUUCAAACUUAAAGUGUUCAGUUGUUGAUGAAGAUUGUGGAGGAAGCACGGACAUUGUAACAUUGUGUGUCAUAUUAUAAACAAAGCAAAAGAAAUCAACAUUGUUCUGUUAAAGAUCUCCAGUCAUUAUAUUACCAUGCUUCAUUAUACAUUUGUUAGUGCUUGGAAAUUUAAUUUCCUUUUAUAUUAUUAUUAUAUUUUUUUUUUUAAAUUCUUUGAAGAACUUUGCAUAAAAUUGGCAAUAAGUUUCUUUGAAAAAUUUCUUUUCGUAGUUGUUGGGUUUUUGUAUAAAAAAAUGUUUGUGCUGUAGAAACCCUGAUAUAGAAAAUUGUAGAGUUUUUAUUUGUAGUUAUCUUCUGUUUGUGUGAUUAGAAAGUAAACCAGUAUGGUCUAAUCUUAGUAUUUUACACAUUUUUAUCUUCUGUCUUUUAUUUUUUUAAAUAUUUCUGAUUCGAUCUUGACAUCAAUUUCUUAAAACAAUAACGCUUUCUUCUAGUGACGUUUUUGGCCAAACGCAUGUUCUUUAGAUCAUGUUGUCUGUCAUCGAGUGAAGUGGCAUGGUUUCAAUUCCAAACUUGUACGUGACGAGGCGUAGUGUCACUUGAACAACCUUGUGGGUUUUCUCCAGUUAUCGCCCCCGAUAAAGAGUACCUACUACCACCUACGUGCGAUCAAAUAAUUAAAAUAAAAUUGUAGCAAAUGUUAGUCCAAAAUGACUUAGUUUGUGUCUAGCGGACAUUAAACCCCAUUUAUUUCACUCGUAAUUUAUUCAGAGCAUCAUUGUUAUUUUAAGAAAUUAAAGAAAGAUGGACAUGUGUAAAGUAAUAAGACUGUUUUUAGUCAUAUCUUUUGUACUUGCCGGUUUAUUUGUUAUUGAUUAUGUUUUUGUUUUCUGAAGUUAUAUAUAUUAAAAUUCAUCAUGUUAAAAGAUUUGUAAAAUUGAAGAGAAGGAAUAGCAUCAAUUUCGACAGACAUAUUAUAAAUCUUUUUAUGCACUCUCUUAAUAAUAUGUAUCUGUCAGUAUUAUAUACUAGUGAAAAAUAGUUUAAUGAAUGGAGUAGAAACAAUACCAAGAUACACCCACCCUUUAUGAAUAAAAAUGAGUACGAUAUGGACUAGGAACUGAUCAUGACGCUAUUGACGUCAUCUUGGAAUUGUGACAUCUUAUUAGAAAUCGAAGUCCACCAAUCGAUGUGCAAUUGUCCAAGGAACAAGCAUGAAAAGUUUCAUGUAGAUCAUACUUGAAUUGGCCUUGCCCCCCAAGAAGAACAACAAGAUAAGCAAUGGUCCCAAAACACCCAAAGUGAAAUAUAACUAAGUAUAUAUUAAAAUAUUAUAUAUAUCUUUCUUAAAUACAUUUUAUUUUAAAGAUUUCAGAUGCAAUAUUUUCAAAUAACUACUGUUAAGUAAUAAAUUUAUAUGUGUUUUAUUUUGAUAAGAUCAACAUAGGAAUGGUUACAUUUACUGAACAAAUUCUAGUUUUACAGUGUAUAUGUACAUGCAUGUUUUAAUUGUUAUAUUUUAUCAGAAGUUAAGAUACUGUUUUAAUUAAGAUGAUAUUGAAGAAUAUUUUUUUUAUCAAAAAUUAUAUAAUAAAUUACAUUCGUCCAAUGAUCUAAACAGUUUAUAUAAUUGUGCCUUUUUGUUCUGGAUUAAUAACAGACAGUAGAUAAAAACAUAAACUUGUAUAAUUUAUUCAAAAUACUAGGAAUUAUGAAUUAAGAGUCACUUUCAUGAAUCAUAAUUUAAUUUUAAAUUAAUUUUAUAAAUGACAUCUAGAGGUAUGCAGUAAACUAUUUACAAUGCAAAUUAUAUAUGGAUAUAACUACUUCUGUUCUUUGAUAACGACAAAACAUGAUGUGUAUGUGUUACGACAAAAUGUGACGUGUAUGUGUUAUCACAAAAUGUGACAUUAAUGUGUUACGUCAAAACAUGACUUGUUAUGUAUUACGAAACGUUGUUAUUUAAUAAUAGAGAAGUAAUUCUAUCCAUAUAUACCCUGUUUUGUGUUAUGAAUAUUUUAUAAUUAGUAAGUUAAUUCUUAAAUCUCCUCAAAUCUACUGUUACUGAUGAUAAUUCAAUGUCACUGAUCGUCAUUUGAGGGAUUUUUAAUCCUUUGCAAACUACAAUAUUGUGAAAGUUAAAUUUCUUAAAGAAAUAUCAGUCCAGGCAUAGUUUAUUUCUGUUCAGUACUGACAAAGAUAUCUAUUGAAAUUUAUCAGCAUUUUGCAAACACUGCAGAUGAUAUAUAGGAUGUGACCAUAUAGUUUUCGCUAAAAUCUUUUGAUAAAUUUUGUAAAUCUGAUUGAAUUCAAACCAGAAGGUUUAUUUACUGUUAAUAUUUUGAUGAUGUUUUCUUAACCCUUGUGGGUUCACGUUAUAUUUGCCUGAAAAACAACUAAAUUAUUUUACAAAAACAUUUUAGUGACAUUUGGAAAAGAUUUAAUAAUUCUCACAAAAUUGCUACUUUGUGUACUAUGUGAUAAAGAGGUUAAAAUGGCAAUUCACGCUUGAUACAAAAACCAUUGAAUAUCUUGAAUUCAUCAUUUAAUUUUUGGUAUUUGUAACAUGCAGCUGCUAAAAGAGAGAAUACUCUGGCAUACACAAUAUGGUAUCAGGCAGCAAACACAUUAGCAAAAUCCAUACGUUGAGUUGUUUAAGUUAGGGGUCCGUUUGGCCCCCUUGUUAUCUUCAAGCGUUGGGCCUGAUUUGCAUGUAACAGAACUCUGCAUGUGGGAAACAGAUGAAUACCGAGUUCUUCACUACGUGUAAAAAUGUAUAGGAGACAAAGUCACUAAAUUUCAGAAAGCAGUGCCGAGUAGUUUUUUACACAACACUAUAAAACAUGUGCAUGGGCUCCACGGAGACCCCACGUGCACCAACAAGGGUUAAUUAUAUGUUAAAUCACAUAUUUUAGCGUGUAUCAAGCAGUGAAAAAUUAGAUAUUGUCCUUGUUCGAUAAAUAUAAAUGACGGUCGAUAACUUUAAUAGGAUUCAUGAAAGUUGAUUCUUUGAACAACCUCUAUAAGACAUUUUACUGGGUUGUUCAAAAUUCGUUUUAUGCAGAAAAACUAUUAUUCAUUGAUGUUAAUUCUACCAAAAUAAAAUAUCUAGGAGCCUUAUUCAUGAAAACUAUAACUAAAAUAUUUUAAGAAGACAGUCUUUUCAUUGGCUAAGAGCUCAAAUUUGAACUUUAAUUUUAGUUUUUUGGCCAAUGAACAAACAGUUUUCUUAAAAUAUUUUAGUUUUAAAUUUUCAUGAACAAGGUCCAAGAUUAAUGGCUUGUACAUUGAACUGGACAAAUAUAUCAUUUACUUAACAAGUUACAGGUAAAGUAGCCAUUUUAUUAAAGAUGACUUUGUAACCGGAUCAUAUCACAUGGUCAGUAAUUUUAUGCAAAUUUAAAUAAUGGCAUUUGGUGCAUUGUUUCUAUUUUAGCAUGAUUUAAUAAUUGUAUAUAGUGUGCCUUCAUAUUUGAUCCAUCCAAUCAUUGUCCAAUCACCUCAAGCCUUUUAAAAUAUUAUUGCAAUCUGUCCAAUGGCGAAGCAGAUCCUUUACUGAUCUGUCUUAUCACACUGAAGCCUUUUUACUAAAAUUUUGACAGAACUUAAACACUUAUCUUUGAAAACUUGAAAUCAGAAUUGUUCAAUUUAAUCUUAGUCUUGCAAAAGACAGCUGCGAAAUUAUGCAAUGGGAAGAUUUUUAUACAGAUCUGUCCAUUUAUAAAUAGCCUUAUAAAAAGUGGAAUAAUUUAUAUUUAAGAAAAGACACUGGUGUCCAAUUAGAAUAAGUUGUGAUUCUAAAAAUACUUUAAAAGAUUACUUAUUUAUUCUACUUUUAUUUUAAGCACCUCUUGAUCCGAGGUUUAGAAUCAAGAAUUUAUGUAUUUGCUCAACUGAGUUUUUACUCUAAAUUAGAUCAAUUAUUUCAGAUAAGCAGAUUUCUGCCUUGAGGCCACAGUAUACCAAUUUGAUUUCUGUUCUUUGGAACACUUGUUAAAAUAUUUCUUCAAGAAAAAGACUAAUUUAAAAACCAAAAGUACCAAGACCCUGAAGAACAGAUAAUCAAAUUAGUUUGGCCUGAUGAUCACGAUUAUUUUCAAUAUGGUAAAUUUUUACAAGUUCUUCAAAUUUGAGUAAAUUCUCAGAUGCAGAGUUAUAUAUAAACACAAAACCUUCAGGAUAAUAAAUAUUUGUAUAGUUUAUAAAUAUGCAAUAAUUUUCAAAUAGAAAACAUAGUUGUUUUAUUUACCGUAAAAAUAACACAAAUAAUCUACUCUUGUUAUUUAUUUUACACCAUUAAUUGUAAAUAAAUUCAUUUUUCAUUUUAAAUAUCAGAGUUGGAAAAAAAAAUAAGUCCAUGGCCUCUUUAAGAAAAAUUGCAUAAGAUGUAAUAGGAUAUUUUAGUGUUCAGUGAAUGUUUUAUUGAAAGUUUGUACAUUUAUGUUAUGCAUCAAAUUUAAUAUUAAUACUUUUAUUAUUGCUUUACAUAUAAUUUUAAAAUUGAAUCAUAUGAGAAACCAGGAAUGAAAUAUAAUUUUUUACUUGUUACAGACUAUGUAUAAUUAAAUUUUCUUAUUGAGGUCAUGUUGUUUUUGUUUUUUAACUAUGAUAAUCAAGUUGAGAAUUUGGCAAUAGUUUUAGACAUUUUUUUUAAAAAUAUAUAUAUAUAUAUAUAUAUAUAUAAAAAUCUUGAACUGUUGUUUUAUUUUGGAUUUUUCACUUGUUCAAUUUAGAAUCAUUCAUUUUACUUGUCAAAACUUUACAUGGUAGUUAUCAUUAAAAAUAAAAUCAUAAAAUAAUUAUAUUAUAAUAUAUUAUACAUUUAUAUCAUACCUACAUAUGUACAGUAAGUUUGACCAUAAAGGCUUUUCUACUAGAUA
This is a messenger RNA of Patella vulgata (common limpet), 6989 nucleotides long. RefSeq names its product transcriptional enhancer factor TEF-1. Gene Ontology annotation, molecular function: RNA polymerase II cis-regulatory region sequence-specific DNA binding; DNA-binding transcription factor activity, RNA polymerase II-specific. The transcript is spliced from 11 exons. Gene Ontology annotation, cellular component: transcription regulator complex. Gene Ontology annotation, biological process: regulation of transcription by RNA polymerase II; hippo signaling; embryonic organ development. The record is from RefSeq and is a predicted model, not a curated record. The coding region runs from base 489 to 1874 and encodes 461 amino acids. NCBI's taxonomy places the organism in Eukaryota, Metazoa, Mollusca, Gastropoda, Patellidae.